Molecule: messenger RNA, 1998 nt
Organism: Ilyonectria robusta
Lineage: Eukaryota; Fungi; Ascomycota; Sordariomycetes; Hypocreales; Nectriaceae
Exons: 2
Coding region: 1-1968 (655 amino acids)
Molecular function (GO): protein binding
Source: RefSeq, a predicted model, not a curated record
AUGCUGCUAUGCGGCAUCAUCGACGAGCUGAAUGAGAAGGAACCCGGCGUUUGCCUGUCCUAUUUCUUUUGCCAGGCCACCGAAGCACGACUGAAUAACGCGACGGCUGUGCUCCGUGGCCUGAUCUAUCUUCUCGUCGAACAACUGCCGUCGCUUAUCUCGUAUGUUCGCAAGAAGCACGACCAUAAUAAUUCUUGGGAAGCCUUGUCUCAGAUCCUUACGGCCAUGCUCAAUGACCCGAGCCUGAAUGGUGCUAUCCUAAUCAUCGAUGCCCUCGACGAAUGCAAAACGAAUCGACAUCAGCUUCUUGACUUUAUAAUCCAACCUUCUCCCGUUAAAUGGAUCGUCUCUAGUCGAAACCUGCCAGACAUCGGGGAGAUGCUGAAAAGCGUAAAGCAGAAAGUCACGCUGGACCUCGAGCUGAACACAGACUCAAUUAACAAGGCUGUUGGCACAUAUAUUGGAUACAACGUAGACCAACUGGCACGUACUCACAGAUACGACAAGCAAGAAAGAGACACCGUCAACGCCUACUUGACAUCCAAUGCUGACGGUACCUUUCUCUGGGUAGCCUCGGUCUGCCAGGAGCUCGCACAAUCUGGGAGUAUCGGGAAGCGGAAUCCACUCGCCAGAUUGAAAGCAUUCCCCCGCGGGCUCAAAACGCUCUAUAACCAGAUGGUGGAUCAGAUUGAAGAUUUGGAGGAUGCAGGCCCAUGCAAGGAACUCCUGGCCGUUGCUUCGGUGGUCUACCGACCUAUCACCUUGGAUGAAGUGAAAAUUCUUGCUGAGUCGCUCGCGAACACUGACCGGGACGACUUAGAGAGAAUUAUCGAGUCAUGCGGCUCUUUCUUGACCCUUCAGGGAGGUGUCGUUUACUUUGUUCACCAAUCAGCGAGAGAUUUCCUGCGUAAUCAGGCAUCCGAUCGAAUUCUACCUUCUGGCAUUGCACACCAGCAUGAUGCUCUUUUAUCGAGGUCGCUGAAGGCUCUGCUAGCGGUGCUACGAAAUGACAUCUACGGCCUAAACAAUCCGGGGGUUUUCCUCGAUCAUUCCUCGUCGCCCAUUCUCGGCCCAUUAGCCGCGAUCCGAUACUCUUGCGUCCACUGGGUCGACCAUCUCGUCCACUCGCAUCCCACAAAGAGGACAAAUAACAACAGGCUACAUAACGGUGGCAUCGUCGAUAAUUUCAUCCGACAGAAAUACCUGCAUUGGCUGGAAUCUCUCAGUCUAUUACGCAGUAUGCAGGAGGGAGUCAUAGCAGUCCAUAAGCUUGAGGCCUUAGUAAGAAACACAGAAGAACGACAGCUGGCAGGACUGCUGCAGGAUGCCCGACGCUUUCUUCUUUCCUUCCAACCGGCAAUAGAGAUUGCUCCAUUGCAGGUCUAUGCAUCGGCACUAGUAUUUAGUCCCGAACAUAGUCCCAUCAGAGAGCUUUUCCAGGAGGAAGCGCCGGGCUGGGUGAUAUCGAAACCAACCCUGGAUGCGAAUUGGAACCCUUGCCUGCAGACACUCGAAUACCAUAGCAAGGCAGUGGCGUCAGUUGCGUUCUCAGCAGAUGGCCAGUGGAUUGCAUCGGGGUCGGCUGAUUGUACAGUCAAGAUCUGGGAUGCGGUGACGGGUGAAUGCAAGCAAACAUUGAAGGGCCAUACCUACGGGGUAAUGCCAGUUGUGUUCUCAGCAGAUGGCCAGCGGAUCGCAUGGCGGCCAGGUAAUAAUCGUAUGGCCGAGAUCUGGGAUGUGGCGACGGGGAAAAGCACUUCAGGGGAUAUUACUGACCUUGAUGACGGCAUGAGCAGUUGCGGAACAAGCGAUUAUGGUAUAAGUGGUGAUGGCAGAUGGAUUACGAAAGAUGGAAGGAGUAUUCUAUGGCUACCUCCGGAGUAUAAAGCGACGGUAUUGACUGCGGCGGGAUCAGCAGUCGCUAUCGGCUGCUAUUCAGGUCUUGUAUUGGUAAUUCAGUUCGUUUAGAGUGUAGGUAGGUACAACUGGUUCUUUGAU